AUCAUGCACAGACCGGAGUACACAAGGAUCAACUUCGGUGACCCUGGAGUGAAGCGAGUGGAUUACACCACAAAGCAAAGAGGUGCUGCAUUUAAGGAAAGAAAGGAAAAUCCUUAUGAUUAUGAGAAGUACAUCACGGAUAGGAGGUUUUGGAGCAAAUUUCAAGCUGAUUGGUACAUAUCCGUCUUUAUUGAGAAGAAGAAUGCUAUCACCGUCUCCAAGUACAUCAAUUGGGAUGAAAUGAGUGAGAAAAAUAAUCCAACCUUUGACUUGGUCAUACGUGAAUGUGAGAGGAAACACCUCUAUGAAUUCUUGGCCCUCAAUGAAAAUUGGAACAAUGAGUUGGUUGCUCAAUUUUGCUCCACUGCUUGGUUUGAAGGUGAGGGCAAGAAUUCCUUUAUUCACUUCAAUCUUCAAGGGCGCGCCUUCUGGGUUUCAUACAAGCAAUUUGCUACUAUCCUUAAGCUUGAUGACACUCUAGAUGAGAUGGAAAUUCACGAUGACAUCAAUCCAACGGAUGAAGCUCUUAUGACUCUCUAUCGGGAUGAGGAUCCGGAUAUAGCGACGACUCAUGGACUACGUCCAUAUAUGGAGAUCAUGAACAGGAUAUUCCGGGAGACCUUGACUCCCAAGAGGGGUGAUCGCACCAAGAUUCAUGGUACGGUCAAGAACCUUCUUCUAGCUAUGGACUUUGAUCACCCGCCCUUCAGUGUCUUUCACUUUUUCUGGACGGAGUUGAGGUACAUGCUCCAUCAUGGCAGUAAUCCAGUUAUCUAUGCUCCAUACAUUCAAAGGAUGAUUAAUGCCGUGACUGGAAUGGAGUUUGGAUAUGAUGCGGUCCAUGCCCCAUAUUGCCCACAGCCUCCCAAGGAGCAAGAGUUUCCACCAGAGGGCGAGUCUCCCCCAUCAGCUCACUCUCCACCCCAGCCCACUAUGGAUAUGCCCUCCACCUCGGCGAUGCCUUCCUCUUCUAGGACUCGUCCUCGCAGGAAAGGCAAUGCCUUUAUUUCUGGCUUGAAAGCUCUCUUCAAAGUAUGCCGCAACACCAACGAUGUAGUUCGUGCUCACGCUCGGGCAAAUCAGCAGAGUAUCAACAGGAUUGAGCGCCACCUUGGCAUUGAGGAGACGGAUUGGCCCUCAUUUCCGCCUUCUCCUCCUAGGGACUUUCCAGCUGCGUGGGAGCAUUAUGAUGUAGGUGAUGAUGAUGAUGAUGAUGAGGAGGAGGAGGAGCAGGCGCUCCCGGAGGAGGAGGAGCAGGCGCUCCCGGAGGGGAGGACGAGCAGGCGGACCAGGUGGUCCACCAGGAGGGGCCAGGGGACGACGAGCAGGCAGACGAGGAGGGCAUGGAGGCCUCUGCUUCGUCAACCGUCUACCAGCGAGGUCCGGCGAGUCUCCCCCAGCGACCGAUUCCUGAAGCAAAACGCCCGAUCAUAGCUCCCCAAGGGGAUAAGAACUGGAUAGUUGUGGAGAGGCCCGUUGGUGCUCACAGACGCCAUGUGAAUGGCAUCUUGGGUCUUCUGGUUAGGGAUCACUUCCCUGGCCUGGUCACGUUGGCCGGAG
Messenger RNA from Panicum hallii, 1560 nucleotides. RefSeq lists its product as uncharacterized. The record is from RefSeq and is a predicted model, not a curated record. NCBI's taxonomy places the organism in Eukaryota, Viridiplantae, Streptophyta, Magnoliopsida, Poales, Poaceae. The coding region runs from base 4 to 1434 and encodes 476 amino acids. The transcript has 3 exons.